Megachile rotundata (alfalfa leafcutting bee) is the source of this 2580-nucleotide messenger RNA. RefSeq lists its product as uncharacterized. Gene Ontology annotation, biological process: regulation of DNA-templated transcription. The record is from RefSeq and is a predicted model, not a curated record. Gene Ontology annotation, cellular component: nucleoplasm. NCBI's taxonomy places the organism in Eukaryota, Metazoa, Arthropoda, Insecta, Hymenoptera, Megachilidae.
GUCGGUGAUCUUGUAAUCUGAGAAAUAAUUUUUGUAUGUUAUUUUGAUAUUCUAAAAUUAAUAUUGCUCAGCUUUACAUGUUAGAAUAUGGUAGUUGACUUUGUGCAGUUGGUAAUGUUCAACCCAACUCCAACCCCAACGUAACUCUGAUCCCAUGGAAACAGGCAAGGCAACUUAACUCUAACCCGACUCUGACCCGAUUUGGACCCUCGAUGGAAACGUAGUCACAGAAGAUUCGUUUGACUGGUAGUAAUACCAACACUAUAAAACAAAAAAACAGUCGCAAUAAAAGUAAUUGUACGGCAACUUCAUCAUCAACUUACCAUACUGUCAACGAAACGUCGAAAAUGUGGGCAAAACGUACGAAUAGUGAUGAAAUUUUAUCGAGUUUAUUAUAACGAUUAAGUCAUGCAAUCAUGUGGUCGAAGAAACAUGAAACGAUGACCCGCGAUGAAUGCAGAAAAUGUUUACGAUGUUUAGAGUUGGAUGCUUAUGGAAGUAUGGUAUCUGUCCUACGUGCUCAAGGCCCUUUCACUAAUGAAAAACAAAAAUUAUUACAAGAACUUGCUAAAGUUUUACAUAUUUCAAAUGAAAGACAUCGUGCUGAAGUCCGAAGAGCUGUUAACGAUGAAAAGUUAGCAACAAUAGCUGAACAGUUGAAUGGUCCAAAUACUGGCACAGAUUGGACUAUAGAAGGUCGUCGUGUUAUUCCACUUUUACCAAGAUUAAAAGCUCGAUCUGCUUUUACAACGAUAGCAAAUAGCUUGGCCCUUGCAACGGUAGCAGCAAACAGAAGAAACUUCCCUGUUCAUGAAAAAACGGAGGAUGCAAAAGAUACUAAAAAUGAAUCUCCAGCGAAGAUGAAAGUUCAAGAAAAAUUGCUUAAUAAUUCCGAAUUUUUACUUAAUGAAGAUAAAUCAAGUGAUGAAAAUAUGGAAUUAAAUAAAGAUAAGGGGGAAAGUAAUGAGAGUAAUAAUUUCGAGAUUAGUGAAAAAUGUAAUGUUUCUGAAAAACGUAAACCUUCUUCUCCUUUACAAUCUCUUCCAAACAAGGUUUUAGUAGUAUCUUCAAGUUCAGUAGGAACUCUAAAUCAUAGUACUGCUGAGAAAGGAUCAUUUGAAAAUACUCUUCAUUUAUCACAAAUACCAACAAAUUCAUUACAGCAUCAAAAUGUUACAAUAAUACCACUUAAUAUUAAUCGUGGAGAAAACACUACAGAUUCAAAGGAAUCGACAGUGCAAGAAAGUGGUAGUAGUCAGUCAGUGAGAUCAUCUGGCAAUCAUAUGAAUGCAGUAAUUCCAGUAGGUACAACGAAUAUUACAAAAACUAAGGGGAAAAUAAUUACAACCCAAAAUAAGCUUAAUACAAAAAUUGGAGCUGCAAUUUUAAUGUCUAAUAAUGUGUCAUGUGCAUCAGAAAAUAAUGUACAAUCUGAUUCUCAGGAUAUAUCGAACCAGGAUAGUUUAAAUUCUAAAGUACCAUCUAUAACCCAUAACUUACAAAAGACAUCAAACAUUGAGAAUUCAAAUUCAGUUGGUAGCCAUGCAAAACGCAUUAUCCCAUUAAUACAUCCUAAUGUAAAACCUUCAAUAACUAAGACUAUUACAUCAAAUAAUUCACAUCAACUUAUGACUGUAAACCCUGUUACAACUGUUUCCAAUGGACCAGGACCACCCCAAGCUAAACAAGUAGCAACAUUAACUUGUAAAAAGUUGCCUACAACACUCAGUAAUCAAACCACUGCCAAAAUGGGUGUUACAUUAAACUCUAAUACAACUGUAAAUAUAGCUCAUCAUUCAGAUACGAAAUUAGGAUCAAAAACGAACGUGAUUGUUAUACAAAAGGGUCAAACCAAAGGUGUAACUCUUUCUCAUGGAGGCAAGGAAGUAUUAGGAACAAUGAUAAUGGGUGCAAAGGGUUUAUGUGUCACAAGUCAACAUAAUGCCUCUAUUAGUGUGCUACCGCGUCAUAUUACACUCAAUAAUGGAGAUCAAGCUGUAACUAUGUUAUCUACAACUAAUUCAUCUCAUACAGAAUCUGUAACGUCUAAUAUAAAGUCUGGUAAUACCAUUAUGUUCAAUCUUCGUCAGGAUGUUAUAGAAAAAAGUAAAACAUUAUCUCAUCUCUUUGAAUCAGCUACUGCUCUUACCUCUGAAUCUAAGACUGUGAUACAAAAUACAAAUACUCGUCUUUCGAAAGAACCAAGUAACAAUGAUUUACAUGUACAGGAUAAAGAAUUAGUUGUAAAAACUGAUGCUAUAAUUACUACUGUUAAAGAUGAAAAACACAGGUCAGUUUGAAACUAUCGAAAUGUAUUACAAAAUUGUUGUUAAAAAGUGCAUGUAAUAUCAACAACUAACUUUAUAAUUACUUUGAAAACCUUUUGUAAAUUAUUCAUUGUAAAUUAAUAAUAUGUUUUAUGUGCAAAAUAUUUUGCAAAUUGAAAUAUAUCCAAAAACGUAAGCUUCUUAAUAGACUUAAAAAGUGUAAAUUUUUUACGACAUUAAUGAAUACGAUUUACCGCAUGCAUAAUGAAAAUACUACUACAAAUGAUUUGAAAAUAAAAUAUAAAUUAUUUUA